AUGUCAUCAUGGUGUAUAUCUCUUCAGUACCGUCCAACAGAUAAUUUGAUUAAAUGGGCAGAUAACGAUAGAGGAUACUAGGUAGAUGAUCAGUACAAAUAAAAUGUUUCUAGGUACUUUAAGCUACUUACAAAUGCCUCUCUCCAGCUGCUAAAUGCUGCCCUGCCCCUUACACGAUAGCCCCGCCCCUUGGCUGAGCAAUACCUGACCAGUUUGCCUGCUGCCUGCUCACACAGUGAAGGGCUGAAUUUGGCAAAGACAGAGAGUGACAUUUCAGGCUGCGCUACGUGGGGAGAGAGUCAAGUUCCAGUCCUGGGCUCCAAACACACCUGCUCCUGCCUCCACAACCAGCACUUUAGCUCUGCGGAUAAAGUGAGCUACCCUGCUGACACUGGAAUACUGCACAUCUGGCACAACUUCAGCUUCCUGCCACUACAUUUAUUGCUACUGUCUGUGCCUCCUGACACUUGGUGCCAGUUCCAUCUCUUGCAAUGAGGUCUUAUAUUACAAUGUCACUAAGUUAUAUCAGCCUCUUGUGUGUUCAGCAUCUGCCUGGCUCUGCGCCUCUGCCCUCGGCUCACCUGCUUCUGCUUCCUGCACCCAGGGAGCCCCCUGACAGGGAAAAACAGCAAAAGGAAGGGCCCCUACUAGAGUUGUCACUCUUCACUCCAUCUUUAGCUGAGACAAAGCUUGAUCUUAGGACCCUGAGAAGAAAGAAGAGGCGUAUUCGGCGUUCUCAUGGACCUCGUCUUAUGCGUGUGGGCUGUUCCCUGGGGACUUGCCAGGUACAGAUCCUUAAUCAUCGACUUUGGCAGUUGAUGGGACAAUCAGGAAAAGAGGAUUCGCCAAUUCAACUCAGCAACCCACACAGUUACGGCUAAGGCACCAGAGACCACAUAUCUGAUACAAGAACAGUGUCCAGUUCUUUUUCACCAGACAGUGUGAAAUACUCAUAAGUUAUAGUAAAUAGACAGCAUAAAAAUCUCAGUGUAUGUCUCAUUCCUCUCCAUAUUUCCUUCAUAUAACUUCUGCCUUUAAAAUUGGCUAUUUUGACUUUUAUCAUCGCUGUGUCCUGACUGUUGUUUACCCGAUUCUUAACAUUUUGCAUUAGACAAAGUUUUGCCUACAUAAAAACAUUUUGCUUCUGCAAAGCAUCCUGUUUUACAUCUAUCACUGCAUUUACCCACUGUACACUCAAUACUGUCCCAAUAUCAGGUAGAUGUGCACCAUAAUUAGCUAAUACGUUUUGCGUUUACAUAUUGAACUCGUAUUUAACUGCAAUUAUACUGGCCACUGGUUAGGAUUACUUGUAGAUUACUUCCAUGAUGAUUUUUUCACAUGGGGGUUAUAAUAGGAAUAAUAUAGUUCCUCCAGCAUUCACAAUAGGCAUAAAGUAGACACUAAUGAGAAUUUACGGGGAAGUAUAGUUGAUGGACCCAGACAUACUGAGAGGUUCUAAGGCAACCACAAAAAUUACAAAAUUCAAUUAAUUGUUUCAUUGGCUAACAAUACUGUGCCAUUCAUAGGAGAUGCUUCAUUCAAAUGUUAUUCUAUGUGAAAUACCUGAAUUACACAUGCAGAAUUGAUCAGAUAAGAAGUGAGGAAGUAUAUAAAAAAAAGGAACAAGAACAGAUAGAGAUUUAAAUAGUAUAAGACCUAUCCUAAUUGUAUAGCAAUCAUAAAAUACAGAGGCAAUGCAGAGACAAUUUAUGAACUAUAAUGUUUUUCCUAUAUAACUUAGCAACACAUGUAUGGGUGCUUGUGACAUGUUUCUUCAGCAUAUAGACAGAAUGAAAUGGUUGGUAAAACUAGAAACAGAAAAUGGCACAAAGGCAUUUACAAAUAAUGUUUAUAAUUUCUACAUUUUAAAAAAUGAAGCAAAAAGAAGUACAAUAAUCAGUUAUUGAAUUUGCAUAUACUACUUAGACAAUAGAUGUCUGAAAACAGAAUGCCUAACUUCUUAUUUAUUAUUAUUAUUAUUAUUUAUUUCCUGGUAUUUAUAUAGCGCCAAAAUAUUUAUGCAUCAUUUUACAAAGAUUAUAAAUCAUUCACAUAACAAACAAACAUCUUGUAAGCAGGAAGUCUACUUGAAAGAAAAUAUUUUUUUACAUGUAAAUUAUACAAAUAAACAAUUUGUAAAGUCAAAAAGCUAAUUUUAUUUGUACUGCUGUUUAAUUAACAUCAAGAAAGCAUCACAGCAAGAUGUACGGUGACAUAAAGGGGUCAUUUACUAAAACUCAAAUUUAUAUCAUAUU
Molecule: messenger RNA, 2255 nt
Organism: Xenopus laevis (African clawed frog)
Lineage: Eukaryota; Metazoa; Chordata; Amphibia; Anura; Pipidae
Gene: adm2.L
Product: protein ADM2
Exons: 3
Coding region: 492-881 (129 amino acids)
Biological process (GO): positive regulation of heart rate; adenylate cyclase-activating G protein-coupled receptor signaling pathway; regulation of systemic arterial blood pressure
Cellular component (GO): extracellular region
Molecular function (GO): hormone activity
Source: RefSeq, a predicted model, not a curated record